AGUAGUGGUAAGUUGUUAGCAUGCAGUUGCCUUCCUUUAUGUCUUAUUUGAAGGGAGAAUUCAUUUAAGUGCUAUAUAACAUAUGCUCUCCAACUCCUCUCCUCUGCAUGGAAAUUUGUGUCGGUUUCAACUUUAAAAUGCAACAACAACGUUUUCUUCUUCCUCCUUCGAUCCACCCAUAAAUUCCCUGACUCUCCAUUCAAAUCUUUUUACACUGCUCUUCCUUCCACUUCUCAUUACUUCAUUUCCGACAUGCAUAGAUCAUUAGUCAGGCAGUUCAAGUUUGUCACCAGUGAGAAAGUAAGAUUUCACUCCGCAGUUGGUUCUGGCAGGAGGUUAGAAGGCAAAGUAGCCUUAAUCACAGGAGGUGCAAGUGGGCUUGGCAAGACCACUGCCUAUGAGUUCAUAAAAAACGGAGCCCAGGUCAUCAUUGCAGACAUCGAUUCCCAAAUAGGCCCACAAGCUGCAAAUGACCUGGGCCAUGCAGCUCAUUUUGUGCAGUGUGAUGUGGCCAUUGAGUCCCAAGUAGCAGAAGCUGUAGAAAUUGCCAUGGCCCGUCAUGGAAAACUAGAUAUAAUGUUCAACAACGCGGGCAUAGCAGGGCAGGCAUUCCCAGCGAGCGUUGCAGACCUUGACCUAGAAGAAUUUGAUAGGGUAAUGCGGAUCAACGUUCGAGGCAUGGUCGCAGGGAUAAAGCAUGCAGCCCGAGUGAUGGUUCCUUUGGGGUCGGGCUCCAUUCUUUGCACAUCAAGCAUUAGUGGGAUUAUGGGUGGGCUUGGGCCACAUCCAUACACAAUAGCAAAAUUCACAAUUCCUGGAAUUGUCAAGUCUGUGGCUAGCGAACUGUGCCGAAGUGGGGUGAGGAUCAACUGCAUUUCACCGGCUCCUAUUCCAACUCCAAUGGUGAUAAGUCAAAUAGCUCAAAUUUACCAAGGUGUUCAGAAAGAGAAGGUAAUUGAGAUUAUAAAUGGGGUAGGGGAGCUGAAAGGGGCCGAAUGUGAAGAGAUAGAUGUGGCAAAGGCUGCAUUGUACUUGGCGUCAGAUGAAGCCAAGUAUGUAACAGGUCAUAACUUGGUUGUUGAUGGAGGGUUCACCAGCUUCAAGAAUCUUAGGUUCCCUUCUCCACCCUGACCAGCUUGUUUAAUAUCAUCAUCCUUUUCGUUUUGCUUUCUUCCUUGAUUAUCAUCAAAUUAAAUUAGCUUUUGUUUGGUUUGGAAUUUGGACUAAGGUUUUCUUGAAUUUGUGUGGAUGAUGUAAAGGGCAUGGAAAACUUACCGUAAUACACAACGAAUGGAAGAACUGAAACUGAAAUAGUAAGGGUGAGCGGGAGAUCAUUUAGACGAUUCAAGUUUGAAUCAUAACUAAUACUUUCCUUUUGUAAAGUUACAGUAAAUAUAUAAACCCAUUGGACGUUGGAAAAUAUAGGAAUAGAUAUAGCCAACACUAAGGAUUUUUGAAAGAUGAUGAUGAAGGAAAAGGACAGUUGAGAAGGACAAACAUUGAAGAUGGAGGUUAUAAUUCUAAUUAAAAUUGAAUAUGCUCGAUCAAUCGAAAACAGAAAAAAACAAGUUAGUUGUCUGCAUUUUAUUAAACUCACGAGACGUGCAACCCAACUAUUAAUGACCUUGAUGGCUUACCCCACCUAAUACCUUGGAACAAUAUUAUUUACUCU
Durio zibethinus is the source of this 1672-nucleotide messenger RNA. RefSeq names its product short-chain dehydrogenase reductase 2a-like. NCBI's taxonomy places the organism in Eukaryota, Viridiplantae, Streptophyta, Magnoliopsida, Malvales, Malvaceae. The record is from RefSeq and is a predicted model, not a curated record.